This is a messenger RNA of Humulus lupulus (European hop), 2919 nucleotides long. RefSeq lists its product as uncharacterized. Gene Ontology annotation, molecular function: nucleic acid binding; RNA-DNA hybrid ribonuclease activity. Lineage: Eukaryota; Viridiplantae; Streptophyta; Magnoliopsida; Rosales; Cannabaceae. The record is from RefSeq and is a predicted model, not a curated record. The transcript is spliced from 2 exons. Bases 1 to 2919 code for a protein of 972 amino acids.
AUGAGAACUUUUGCCUGGACGCCCCACGACAUACCCGGAAUAGACCCUUCUGUUAUGAGCCACAGCUUGAAUAUCUCCAACUACUUCCCACCCGUCAAGCAGAAGCAGAGGAGAUUCGCUCCAGAGGUCAAUCAAGUCAUACAAGAGGAAGUCCAACGGCUCCUGAGCACGGGGGCAAUCGAAGAAUGUUUAUACCCCAGUUGGCUUGCCAACCCCGUCGUGGUCCCAAAGAAGAAUGGGAAAAAGAGAGUAUGCAUAGACUACACAAAUCUAAACAAAGCCUGUCCCAAAGAUAGCUACCCUCUACCAAAGAUCGAUCAGAUGAUAGACGCCACGGCAGGAUAUGAAAGGAUGAGCUUCCUCGACGCCUACUCUGGCUACAAUCAGAUCCCCAUGAAAUCAGAGGAUAGGAUUCAUACAGCAUUCGUAACAGAAGAUGGUUUAUACUGCUACAAAGUUAUGCCCUUCGGUCUAAAGAAUGCAGGCGCGACAUAUCAGAGGUUGAUGCACAAGCUAUUUUCCUCAUUACUCGGGAGAAAUAUGGAGGUUUAUAUUGACGAUAUGGUCAUCAAGUCCAAACAAAGCUCUUCACAUAUAGACGACUUGACGGAAUGUUUCGACAUCCUUGAUGCUUAUAAAAUGAAGUUAAACCCCACAAAAUGUGUCUUUGGGGUAUCCUCCGGACAGUUCUUGGGAUACAUCGUCAGUCAGAGGGGCAUCGAGGCGAACCCAACUCAGAUUGCGUCCCUCUCAGAAAUUAAGGAACCCCGAACCAUCCGAGACAUACAGGCUCUAACCGGCAAAAUAGUAGCAUUAAGUCGAUUCAUAUCACGAAUGUCAGACCGCUGCCAACCCUUCUUGCAGUGCAUAAAGAAGUCUACCAACACUACUUGGGGACCAGAACAGCAAAAAGCAUUGGACGAGUUGAAGACUUAUUUGAGCUCUCCACCUAUAUUGAGCUCUCCUAUUGCUAAUGAAGAUUUAUUCUUAUAUUUGUAUGUCUCACAAUUCGCUGUAAGUUCCGUUCUUUUUCGAGAAGAAGCCAAUCGUCAGAGGCCAGUGUUCUACUGCAGCAAGAUGUUGUUAGAUGCUGAAACCCGAUACAGUAUGAUGGAAAAAUUGGCACUCGCACUCCUCACGGCCAAGAAGAAGUUACGACAAUACUUCGAAAGCCACACAAUCAUCGUAUAUACGGACUAUCCAUUAAAGCAGGUACUGAGUAAGCCCGACCUUUCUGGAAGAUUAUCUAAAUGGGCCAUUGAGCUUGGGACAUACGAUAUUCAGUUUCUGCCGCGAAAAGCUAAAAAAGGGCAGGUACUCGCUGACUUCCUGGUUGAAAUUCAGUCGUUCACUCCUGACGCCCUGCCAGAAUUACUAGAAUCAGAAGAUCAAUGGUUGUGGACAAUGCACACUGACGGAGCAUCCAAUUCCCAAGGGGCUGGUAUUGGCGUCGUAUUAGAAGCUCCCUCGGGCCUCAAAAUCGAAGAAGCCAUUCGUUUAGAGCAACCCACGACAAAUAAUGAAGCAGAAUAUGAGGCACUAAUCUAUGGAUUGGAACUCGCACGUGAAAUGGGAAUCCAGUGUCUAAAUGUCAGAGGCGACUCGCAGCUUAUGAUAGAGCAAGUGGCUGGAAAUUUCGAUACUAGAGCGCCCCAUCUGGCUAGCCUCCGACAGAAGGCAACCGUUUUACGGUCGCAUUUUCGCCAGUUCGACCUCACACAAGUACCUCGGGAGCAAAAUCAGAAGGCCGAUGCCCUUGCCAAACUAGCUUCUGUGGGAGGGUGCACACGCCAAUCCUCCAUAUCUAUAAGCCGAUCAAGCAAAAAUAUGGAAGUCUAUUCCACCUCAUCCGAACCUGAAUGCUGGAUAGAUCCGAUCAUCAAGUACUUGACCACUUCCGAGCUCCCACCUAAUCUGAAAGAUGCAAAACUUCUGCGCCUUCGGGCACAACGCUAUUCCAUGAUCCAUGGCAUGUUGUACCGAAAAUCCUUCAAUGGCCCAUAUAUGCGAUGUUUGCGCCCGUCAGAAGCUAAAAAAUUGUUAGAAGAAGUGCAUGAGGGGGCAUGCGGAAAUCACACAGGGGGACGAAGCUUGGCACACAAAGCGCUUACAGCAGGAUAUUACUGGGCGUACAUGAUGACAGAAGCACGAGAUUAUGCUAAAAAAUGUGACAAAUGCCAACGAUUUGCACCCACCAUCCAUAAACCUGCUCAAACCCUACACUCCAUUGUUGCACCAAGGCCUUUUGCAAAAUGGGGAAUGGACGUAGUAGGUGAACUUCCUAAGGCCGUUGGUGGAAAACGAUAUGCCCUUGUAGCCACUGAUUACUUCACAAAAUGGGUUGUGGCAGAGGCGUACGUCACGGGCAAUGGUCAGGCAGAGGCUUCCAACAAAGUCAUCUUUGCCAACAUUAAGAAAAAUUUGGAAGACAAAAAAGGAGCAUGGGUAGAAGAAUUACCAAAAGUGUUAUGGGCUUACAGAACAACAAAACGAUCCUCCAUGGGGGAGUCUCCCUACGCCAUGGUUUAUGGAACAGAAGCUGUCAUCCCAACAGAAGUCGGUCUGCCUACACUUCGGACAGAGAUUGCAUCUGACCCAACAACGAACACCAUUCAAUUACUGCACAACCUAGACCUUCUAGAAGAAACACGUACAAUGGCCCAAGUGAGACUGGAAAAUUAUCAGAAGGUAGCAGAACGCUACUACAACAAAAGGGUCCACUUACGCACAUUUCAAGAAGGAGAUUGGGUUCUGCGUAAGGCCACUGGCAACAAAAAGAAGCUAGAGCCUAACUGGGAAGGGCCUUUCCAAAUCAUCAAAGUACUAGGCAGAGGGUCUUACACUCUAAAGAAUGUACGUAGUGGGAAAAUCGUACCCCGUACUUGGAAUUCAUUGUCUUUAAAGCAAUACUAUUGCUAA